ACGUAUGCCUUGCUCUGUAACAUGUCAACAUGUCUCAUCUUAGAUGUAAGCAGCACAAGUGUGGAGGUUGGACAAGAUGCUUCUAAACCUAACGGGAUGACUGGACCUGGUGGCGCAGCAAACAGUGUUGAGGACCGGGAUGAGGAUGAGAGCUCAGAUGAAGGUGUGAAAAAAAGAAUUCCUCCUCCUCCUCCUCCUCCUCCUGCUCCACAGCAAAAGUCACGAAAGUUAGUUGGGCCAGCAGGUGGUAACAGGAGAAAGGUAGCACCACCAAAGCAGAAGAGGAGAUCACCGCCCUCUCGUCGUCAACCCUGAAAUGUCACAAAGACACACAGAGGCAAACAUUUACUUUUAGUUGAUUACCUAGAAAACCCCCAUAUCGUAUCAUAUUACUGUGUAUGCCAUAACAUGGACGUGUACAGAACCAUUCGCACAUGAUGAAGCUGUUUUGAUGUAUCUUGGGUAGUAAAACAAAGUCAGCAUGACAUGGCAUAUUGUUUACUGUAAAACCUGUGGAACAACUCAGUGGUAGGUUCAACACAAACUCAAGGGCCUUUCUCUGUGAAUAAAAUGUAGCAUUGCAUUGACCAUUUAAUGUUAUGACAUGACAACAGGCCCAAAAACCCCAGUCUGAGACUAGUUCAGCCUCCAUUAAAAUCCAGGGUGAGGCAUGCUUUUUGCAGCAUCGUGACUUGACACUGACCUUAAGAGCCAAUGAAACUGCU
This is a messenger RNA of Coregonus clupeaformis (lake whitefish), 725 nucleotides long. Its product is annotated as serine/arginine repetitive matrix protein 1-like. Bases 22 to 315 code for a protein of 97 amino acids. The transcript is spliced from 4 exons. The record is from RefSeq and is a predicted model, not a curated record. Lineage: Eukaryota; Metazoa; Chordata; Actinopteri; Salmoniformes; Salmonidae.